UACCCAUAACUCAUAAGCAGGGAUGUUUUGCAACCUCAUUUGCAUGUUGGCGAUUUUCGAUAACCCGUGUGUAACACUCACCUCAUAUAUCCAACAUUACUCUACCUAAAAUACAAUAUAUUGAUCUUCAAUUAUAAUACUAUACGAACCUAAUAAAUUGUUAAAUGAAUAAAGAUAGAACAACUCUUAAUAAGAAUUCAAAGUAUCCAAUCAUAAAAUAUCAAUUAAUCCAUAAGAUAAAGUAUAAUACUAUUCAAAUCAUUCAUCUUCGACUCUCACACAUCUACUAAGCAAAAAUUAACUAACAUAAUGUUGUUAACAAGGGGAAACAAGCAAAGAUUGUAAAAUCGUACUGGAAAAGUCAGCGAUAAGGUAUUUUAUGCUGAAAACGUGGUUUAACCGUUUCAUACCGCUUACUGGUUUAACCUCCGAUAUAAGAUUUUUCUGGUCGAACCGCCCGUACGGUACAAUUUUUUAAUCCAUUGAAAUAUGUGAAAGAGUGAAAGGCGGAUUGAUAGAAAGAAAUUUGAGUUUGGUUUGGGUGGCCACUAACAUUAAUCACCCGCUCAGACGCUUUGGGUUUUUUGUGGGUGGUUCGGUUUUAAAAUACAUUUCAGUCAACCAUUUUCUCGCCUCGUCUCUUACCCCCUAAGAUUCGUCUUUAAUAACUCUUUAACAACCUUUCAUUCUUGUGCUCUUUUAAUUUACUUUCUUUCCUUUUCUCCUCGCUCUUACAUAUCUCCCAGACCAUAUAAAACGCGACUCUGUGUUGUACUACUGUUAUGAAUGUAUCUUCCUGUUUCUCCCUUUCCUCCUCCUCCUCCUCCUCCUUCUUCUUCUUCUUCUUGCGCAUGGAUCUUGAUACACAACUUAUGAACCAUGAGUUUUCGUUCACGAGUCUUAUCCUCGACGACAAUUAUCCAAUACAACAAAGACUGCGACCAGAAAGCGUCGUAGGAAGGCUUCACAAAACAUCGUCUUUUUCUUCUUCCUCUUCCUUGUCUUCUACAUCACAGUCUCUUAAUGACUUACUGGUUCAAAAUUUCCCCCAGGUUGAUGAUCACAAUCAUCAAACCCCAAUCAAUGGUGUUCUGGGCUAUAGCAAUAAUCCUAAUAGUUUUUCUACAGAAGGGUUCUCUUUUUCAUCAACCACAUCGCAAAACAAACUAAAUUCAUAUGUUCCCGUCUUCCCAACGCAAUUCCCCUCAUCAGAUAUCAAUCCUGUCCGAGAUCUAGCAAGCAGGUUCUCAACGUCGACCAAUAACUACCAAUUUCAUGAACACCAUCAUGGAAAAUUCAUUCAAACUCAUAACAACGAAUUCAAUCAAAACGAUGGUCCCUCGCAACAAAAUAAUCUGCCCUUUCCGAAUCCGUCACUGAAAAGGAUUGACAAGGAUGAGGUGGGAAAGGAGGGACCAUCGCUCUCAGCAAAAUCUCCAAAGAUAUCUGUAGUCAAAGGCCAAUGGACUGCUGAAGAGGACAAGUUUGUUCUCUAAUUUUCUUUUAUAAUGGUUGUUUUGAUAUCAAUCUCAUUCGCAGUGACAAUUUCUCUAUGAAUUUUUUUUUUUGGCAGCAUGCUGGUUCAAUUGGUGGGCAAGCAUGGACUCAAGAGGUGGUCUCUAAUUGCUAGUAUUAUUGGUGGGAGAAUAGGAAAACAGUGUAGAGAAAGGUGGCACAACCAGCUAAAGCCUUGUAUCAAGGUAAAUUUACAUCAAUUCCUCCCUUUUAUAUGAUCUAACAAUCAUCUCAUUCAAUCUAUGGACAUAUCAACAUUUGUUUGAAAUUGACUGCUCUUUACCUUCAUUUUCAAACUGUAUUUUCUUAAAAAAUGGUAUUUACUUUACAGUUCAGUGUCCGAUUAUGCAUGAAAAGAUAAAUAAAUGGCUUCUUUAGCCAUAUCAAUAACCAUUCGAUUUUUUAGAAUGAAAAUCACGUGUAAUUUUAGAUGAUAUUUGACACUUGUCAUGCAUUCAUUCGAGGGUCAUACGUGGAGCUUGCGCAUCUAUUUGUUAUUACAAUUUUCUUUUUCUUUUUUUUGGUCUUGGUGCAUAAAUGAGUAAUGAGCUUACCAUGUGAGCGAAAUUGUCUUUUUUCAUAGAGUGACAGCUAGGCGUUAGUAAAACAGUUGCACGAUAAAUUGUUAAAAUGUGUCAUGAUUCGGUCAUGUUUACCGUUAUCAAAAUACGGUAGGUUUAAGUUACUCCAUGAGAUAUCCAUAAUUUGUAAUAUCGUAUUGUAUAAAACAGGUGAUCGGACCCUAAAAAAUUGUGUAUCACUAGUCAAAGCGGUACAAAACAUGAUACACACAUAAAAAUAGUCUUUAUAGGUGCUACGACAUCGUCAAACAACCCUAUUCAUCACAGUUUACUAGCCGGUUUUAGUCUGUAUUAUAGCGUUGUAUCACCAGUAGAAUGUAUCAACUAAUUUGAAUUUUGAAUUUAAUCAUCAAUCAGUUUCUAUAUAUAUAAAGAAAAAUCAUCAAUCAAUUUAGGCUUUGCUUAGUAGGAUUUUCACCAUAUGGGCCUGUGAUAAAUUGUGGUGUGGGUUGUGGGCUGCAGAAAGAUGCAUGGAGCGAGGAAGAGGAUGUGAUAUUAAUCCAGGCCCAUAAGAAGAUGGGAAACAAAUGGGCCAAAAUUGCAGAGCUACUCCCGGGCCGGACCGAAAACAACAUAAAGAACCACUGGAACGCCGCAAAGAGGCGCCAACCCAUUUCCACCCGCCGGAACUACCGAUCCGCUGAGCCCUCCGCCUCUGCCGCUGUCCUCAAGGAAUACAUCCACGCCGUCACUUCCCCAUCCUCGCCGUCAUUGACGGAAACAAUUCAAAUUCCCGCGCCGUCCAAUUGGGUGACGAAUAGCAACUUCGUCAUCGGCUCGUCGUCUGAGGCAGCAACCGGUCCGCCUGCCACCGGCGCCAUGUAUGAUCUGCACGAGGCGUCGGAGCAGCCGUUCCAUUUCGACGCCGACAGCGAUUGGGGAUUCGAAGGCGGAGGAUUCGAGUCUGCUGUGGAGAUUCCCGAAUUUUCAUUUUCUGAUUUCAGUAAUACGAAUUUGUUUGGGAAAUCGAUUGAUAGUUACAACGGCGAGGUGGACGGUCCGGCGAUGGGGAUGGUCGGCAACGGUGGGGAAGAUUAAGUUUUGAUAAUUACAUCAAUUAAUGCAUAAUUUGUUUGGCUGUUAUGAGUGUUAUCAUAGAAACUUAUUAAUGCAUUACUCUUUUUUUUUUUAGGAGACUUAUUAAUGCAUUACUCAUUUGGGAAAAGGGGAUAUCUUUUUCCAUUAAUGACAUUAAAGAUGUUUUUUUUUUCUCGAAACUAAGGAAUGCUAUGAGUUUAAUUAAGACUGUUUUCUUUUUAUAAUAGCUUAUUUUCUUUUUACACUUUCUCUUAUUAAAAUACUAAAAUAGUA
This is a messenger RNA of Linum trigynum, 3407 nucleotides long. Lineage: Eukaryota; Viridiplantae; Streptophyta; Magnoliopsida; Malpighiales; Linaceae. The record is from the annotation of a GenBank genome assembly.